Messenger RNA from Orbicella faveolata, 2159 nucleotides. Its product is annotated as sperm-associated antigen 16 protein-like. Gene Ontology annotation, biological process: axoneme assembly. The record is from RefSeq and is a predicted model, not a curated record. Gene Ontology annotation, molecular function: protein binding. Gene Ontology annotation, cellular component: axonemal central apparatus. NCBI's taxonomy places the organism in Eukaryota, Metazoa, Cnidaria, Anthozoa, Scleractinia, Merulinidae.
AUGGCGGACGAGGAGGGAGCUUACUACUUGGAACAAGUGACUGUUGCUGAAGACAGUGAUGAUGAGUUUGCCUAUGAAGAGGUAAGAUAUUAUUACAAUGACAGCUGUCAUUACUACAUGUAUGGUUUCUUGCCAUUUUUACAGUUACAGAUUAUCCUUAUGCAAAAGACUGAGCCUACCAAGCCAUCAGUGACUACAAGACCAGAGAUUGUGGAAGACUUUGUGCGAAACUUUCUUGUUAAAAUGGGGAUGACGAGAACACUUGAUUGUUUUCAGACUGAGUGGUAUGAGUUGCUGCAAAAAGGGAUNAUAAUGACAGGCCUCCAGACGACUCUCCAUCAAGUGGGAGGGAGUCAGGCAGUGCUCACACAAGGAGGUGAGACCCAGAAAAAGAUGUCUCAGUACCGCCCUGCAGCUGCUCAGAAUAAUGAGACUGGACCCCAACAGAAGCUCCAAAGCCAACACCCCAAGCCAGAAUUAAAACAAAUGGACUCAGAGUUUCCUGGUGAUAGUCGAGUGAAUCCCCAACUCGCUCACCACAGAGGUCCGUCAGCACACUUGACACGCGCAGGAGGAUUCAGGUUGACGCACACGAUCAGUGCUCACAAUCUGCCACCAGCUCAUUAUCUAAUUGUUAAAUAUAAUUUUGUCUUUCGCAGAAAGGCAAAACAGACCUUUGUCCGGUUGAAGAAGGAAAGAGAUUUUCACAGAAUGCAUCACAAGAGAGUUGUCCAGGAAAAGAACAGGCUCAUUACUGAUAUCAAAAGACUUAAGAAGCACUAUUCUUCUUAUGAACCCACCCUGCAGACCCUAAAACACAAAUAUGAGGUGGCUAUGAAGGAGAAGAUGCUCACAAAAUUGGAAAGAGAUAGAGCUGUUGGACAGAUGACAGGCCUCCAGACGACUCUCCAUCAAGUGGGAGGGAGUCAGGCAGUGCUCACACAAGGAGGUGAGACCCAGAAAAAGAUGUCUCAGUACCGCCCUGCAGCUGCUCAGAAUAAUGAGACUGGACCCCAACAGAAGCUCCAAAGCCAACACCCCAAGGACUCAGAGUUUCCUGGUGAUAGUCGAGUGAAUCCCCAACUCGCUCACCACAGAGGUCCGUCAGCACACUUGACACGCGCAGGAGGAUUCAGGUUGACGCACACGAUCAGUGCUCACAAUCUGCCAGUUAGUGGACUAGCUUUGCAUCCAAGAAAACAGGUCCUGGCCACAGUUAGCGAUGACUGGAGCUGGAAGAUGUGGGCUGUACCGAGUGGUGACAUCAUUAUGACAGGUGAAGGCCACAAGGAUUGGUUAUCAGACUGUGAUUUCCAUCCAGGAGGCGCUCGUCUGGCCACAUCAUCCGGAGACGGGACAGUGAAGAUCUGGGAUUUCUCCAAAGCGGAGUGUGUUCUGACCUUCACUGACCACACCCAUGCCGUGUGGGGCUGCUCGUGGCACUCGUGUGGGGACUUCCUUGCUUCCUGUUCCAUGGAUAACACUUCCAAAGUCUGGGAUGUCAACAGCGAGCGCUGCCGACACACUCUGCGCGGUCACGCGGACUCUGUGAACAGUAUCGUGUUUCUUCCAUAUUCAAACACGCUCUUGACGUGCUCAGCGGAUAAGACGCUUUCUCUGUGGGACGCGCGAACGGGAUUGUGUGCUCAAACGUUCUACGGUCACAUGCAUUCCUGUAACCACGUGGUGUUUAACCUGAAGGUAAGUUAGGCGGCGGAGUUUGUAACCUGUUCUAGGCAUUCGGUUAGUAGUGGGAAGUCCGCGCGAAGAACGAGUGGAACUGGGAAGAAGGCGAGGGGCUUGGCGCGAGAAAGAGUGCUUCCUUCCCCAGAUUCUCUUGUUCUCGCACUCGCCUUGUUUCCCUUUGUCUCGCCGCCAGAAACCGAGGGCCUGGAAGAGGCUACGGAGGUUGCUUUUAGCUUAGACAACGAGUAAGAUAGACCACUGCAACGAGUUUACAUCCACGUGAGUUCCCUCUAAAAGAAUGGAAGUCAAGAAAACUAUUCUGAGAAAAGAAAAGAGUUUGUGCAAUAUUUCGUCGAAAAUGUGAAAGUGAGCGCAUUUCCGAAUUGUUAAAUUUGGUUGACCUACAUGUAAUCACUUUUUUAACAACGGGCGAUUAAAGAAAAACUGUUUUCAUAAACGACAAGAGUACGUGU